Molecule: messenger RNA, 844 nt
Organism: Rosa rugosa (rugosa rose)
Lineage: Eukaryota; Viridiplantae; Streptophyta; Magnoliopsida; Rosales; Rosaceae
Exons: 1
Coding region: 215-748 (177 amino acids)
Source: RefSeq, a predicted model, not a curated record
CUGGUCAAAUUUCCAUGAGAAUUGCUUCCUCGUGCAUUACCUACCUAAAACUUGCCUCUAAUAAAGUACAAUUUCAUGAAGCACACAUGCAUGUGUAGUAUUCCUGCUUGCAAGUUAAAAGGCCCUUUCCUAUUUGUUUCUGUGUGGAUUUAACACAUAUAAGUGCCUUCAGCUCCAACACUACCCUCCAUUCUCAGAUCUCAAAGCAAUUUCGAUGUUUCUCCACCCUAAAAUGGAUCCUCUAUUGUUUUUGUUCGUCCUUCUUGUUGCUCUCUUCCCAAUAUCAGAAUCACAACUAGAUGGAGAACCAGAGCUCAUCGCUCGCGGUUUCAUCUCCAGUGAUUUGCAGGAUGCAGUAAAUGAUAUGAGAGCAAAGUCUUACUAUGGAUUUGCAAUCCUUUUGCAGAUGGUGAAUGGAUCGGCACAACAAAACCGGCCCUUGACCUUCUUCAUGCCAGCUGACUCACAAUUAUCUGAAUCCCCAAUCUCGGUACAACACCUUGAAGAGUUCAUGACAAGCCAUGCAAUCCCAAUGCCUCUCUCGUUCAAUGACCUUUUACAUUUUCCAACUGGGAGCCUUGUCCCAACUGGUGUUGAUAACAAGAUGAUCAGAAUCAACAACCGGGGAAGAACUAGUUUCUAUGUUAGCAAUGCACACAUUGUCACACCAAACAUUUGCAAUGGCACUUCCUUCAGGUGCCAUGGAAUUGAUGCAGUGAUUCAGUUUGGCAAUGUUACAGCUACAUAAAGAUUGAUAUGGACCUAAUAUCCUGCUGGUGUAACUGCUUAUAGAAGACUUACUUUGUCCACUGUUAUAUCUCCUCCCAAAUGAAUGUAUUCCAAU